Thyridium curvatum is the source of this 867-nucleotide messenger RNA. RefSeq lists its product as uncharacterized. Gene Ontology annotation, cellular component: transcription factor TFIID complex; SAGA complex. Gene Ontology annotation, biological process: RNA polymerase II preinitiation complex assembly; DNA-templated transcription initiation. The transcript has a single exon. Gene Ontology annotation, molecular function: RNA polymerase II general transcription initiation factor activity; transcription coactivator activity; protein heterodimerization activity. The coding region runs from base 1 to 867 and encodes 288 amino acids. NCBI's taxonomy places the organism in Eukaryota, Fungi, Ascomycota, Sordariomycetes, Thyridiales, Thyridiaceae. The record is from RefSeq and is a predicted model, not a curated record.
AUGUCUGCCGCCGAACCCCAGACCAACGGUGUCGCUCCAGGCCCAUCCUCAUCGGCCGGCACCAACAGCCAGACCCUCGUCGGCGCAAGCACACAGGCCACGGCCGCCACGGCCGGCAGCCAGUCCGCAGCAGGGCAGUCACAAUCACAACCGGGGCCAUCCUCGCAAACUCCGGUGCCAGGCUCGCAACAGCAGAACCCGCAGCAGAACCCACAGCAGCAGCAACAGCCCUCGAGCGCCCCGAGGCCACGCGAUGCCCGCACCCUAGAGCUCCUCCUCACCGCGCAGGGCGUAACGUCCUACGAGCAGCGCGUGCCCCUCCUCCUCCUCGACUUUGCCUACCGCCACACCUCCUCCGUCCUCUCCGAUGCGCUCCACCUCGGCGCCGACCCAUACGUCACCCACGCCGGCUCCAAGCCGAGCGCGUCGUCCGGCGCCGCGGCCUCCGCCCCGGGAGCCGACGCCAGCGUCAGCGCCAGCGCGGUCCAGCUGGCCAUCGCCUCGAGGCUGUCGUACCAGUUCCGCGGCGGUGGCGGCGGCGGCGGCACAUCCAAGGACUGGCUCAUGGACGUCGCGCGCGAGCGCAACAAGGUCGCCCUGCCCAGGGUGGCGGCGACGGAAUGGGGCGUGCGUCUACCGGGCGAGCGGUUUGUGCUUAAUGGGCUGAGCUGGGGUCUGAGGGACGAGUGGGCUCCCGGUGAGGAUUGGAGCGCGGGUGAGGACGAUGAUGAGGCCAUGGCUGAUGCCAUGGAGGGAGUCGAAGGAACUGUGGAGGAGGAAGACAUUGGUGGCGAUGGCGUUGAGGGUGGCACCCAAGCUGACGUCUUUGGCGACACCAUGGAGGAGGAUGCGGACAUGAUGGAGUAG